CUCCUUGUGACGUCGUACUGCACAUAUCAUAUCGUAAGCUAUGCUACCUGUGUUGAAGGCAUCUGUCCAUGAUGUUCGGUACUUUGCUGCACUUUUACGUGGCGUCAAUUUUGUCAACAGGGCUACGAUUACUGUCACCAAGAGAGGAUUUAUCGCAGUGGUAGAAGAAGCACGGACUCUGUUGGGAACCGCAUAUAUCUUUUCCGACGUCUUUGACGAAUACGAAUAUAAUUCCGAAUCUCCAAGCAAUACACAGGAUAGCGCAGACGACGAAGAUGGUGCCAAUGCCGCCUUUGAAGUACCAUUGAACACCCUUAUCGAGUGUCUAAACAUAUUCGGAACCGCGGGCGGGUCCAACUACAACACCCCCGGAGGCGGCCGACAUACUAGAUGGAAAAAGGUUGGCGACAACGACGAUGGUGAUGAGCGCGACGACGAUGACGAUGGGGGACGGGGCAGGAUACAACAAUUCUUUGGCGGUAGCUCUGAAAAGAGGACGGGGAUGCGAAUGUCGUAUGCUGGUGCUGGAUACCCCUUGACUCUGCUUCUUGCUGAAGACUCGACCGGUCCGACAACGACGUGCGAGAUAUCUACAUACGAUGCCGAACCUCACCUCGAACUUCCAUUUGAUCUGGAAAAAAUGGUUCUCAAAAUCAUUCUCAAAUCAGAAUGGCUACGCGACGCACUCUCAGAAUUGGAUCCCUCAUGCGAGAAACUAACGUUUAUUGGAAAUCCUCCCCCCAGGGAAGAUCCCCAAAGACAGAAGGCCAAGUCACGGGUAGGAUUGAAGCCAAUGCUUCGCAUCCAGGCUACAGGAACAUUCGGUAGCACCGAGAUGGACUACCCGAACGACAGAGACGUCCUAGAGACUUUUGAUUGCGCUCAAACCAUCAGCUUCAGUUAUCGGUUCGCUCACAUCUCUCGGGCGCUGAGAGCUCUACAGAGCUCUACAAAGACGUCGCUACGUAUUGACGAUGAGGGCCUGCUGAGUCUUCAGUUCCUUAUGCCAUCUCCUUCACCCAAACUAGGGAAAAGGGAUGAGGGCCCAGCGGCUUUCAUAGAAUUUCGUUGUUUAGCAUUGGACGAUGACUAGUUCAUGUUGUAUACUUGUACUGCAUUCUUAUGAAUACGACGCUAUACUUGUCGGGUGGGACGCCGUGCGGUGGAGAUGCUUCACAGCCCUUUCUAGGCUUCAGGCUCAAGUAUUCACCAAAAGUCGUGUGGAUGUUGUCGUAUUCUUGAGAUUAUUUUCACCUUUUUGUUUCCACUUUCUUAUUCGCAGACUCAUUUCUUCAACCUGUUAGCACAAUCUCUGAUAUCUUUGCUUUGACGUC
This is a messenger RNA of Desarmillaria tabescens, 1334 nucleotides long. Its product is annotated as Rad1/Rec1/Rad17. Bases 41 to 1093 code for a protein of 350 amino acids. Gene Ontology annotation, cellular component: checkpoint clamp complex. The transcript is spliced from 10 exons. Gene Ontology annotation, biological process: DNA repair; DNA damage checkpoint signaling. Lineage: Eukaryota; Fungi; Basidiomycota; Agaricomycetes; Agaricales; Physalacriaceae. The record is from RefSeq and is a predicted model, not a curated record.